Messenger RNA from Ostreococcus lucimarinus CCE9901, 1709 nucleotides. RefSeq lists its product with no specific name. The transcript has a single exon. The coding region runs from base 5 to 1657 and encodes 550 amino acids. The record is from RefSeq and is a predicted model, not a curated record. Lineage: Eukaryota; Viridiplantae; Chlorophyta; Mamiellophyceae; Mamiellales; Bathycoccaceae. Gene Ontology annotation, biological process: proteolysis. Gene Ontology annotation, molecular function: protein binding; serine-type endopeptidase activity.
CGCGAUGACGCGCGCGACGAAGCGCGCGGGAAAGACGCGCGCGACGAAGGCGCCGGCGCGCGCGUCGAAGCGCGCGCGAGGGGAGACGCCGGUGAAGGAGGAGACGACGCGACGAAGGCGAGGCGGCGCGCGAGACGCGGACGAGGACGACGAGACGGACGCGACGGAGGCGCCGGCGAGCGGACGGUCGUCGGAGGACGCGGUGGAUUACUUUGGGGACGUCGAUGGAUGGGCGAGCGACGACGAGGACGCGCCGCAGUACCCGCUGGACGCGGUGGUGAAGGUGUUCGCGACGCACACCGAGCCGAACUGGAGCCUGCCGUGGCAGCGAAAGCGACAGAGCUCGAGCACGAGCACGGGGUUCGUCAUAGAGGGGAAUAUGGUGCUGACGAACGCGCACAGCGUGGAACAUCACACGCAGGUGAAGCUGAAGAAGCGCGGGAGCGAUAAAAAGUACGUGGCCAAGGUGUUGACCAUCGGCGUGGAGUGCGACUUGGCGCUGUUGACGGUGGAGGAGAAGGAGUUUUUCGAGGGCGUGGCGCCGGUGAAGUUCGGCGUGUUGCCUCGCUUGCAAGACAGCGUCACUGUGGUUGGGUAUCCGGUGGGUGGGAUCGCGAUUAGCGUCACGAGUGGGGUGGUUAGUCGGAUAGAGGUGACGUCGUAUUCGCACGGCGCGACGGAGCUUUUGGGGGUGCAAAUCGACGCGGCUAUCAAUUCUGGCAACAGCGGGGGUCCGGCGUUCGGGCGCGAAGGGCAGUGCGUGGGUGUGGCGUUUCAAUCGCUCAAGGACUCGGACACCGAAGGAAUCGGCUACAUCAUACCGACGCCCGUCGUCGACCAUUUUAUUAGCGACUUCAAGAGGACGGGCGUGUACAACGGUUUCCCGGCGCUGCAGUGCGAGUUCCAGCGCUUGGAGAACCCAUCGCUUCGGAAGAGUCUCGGGAUGAAACCCGCGCACAACGGCGUCUUGCUUCGACGUCUAUCGCCUCUCGCGCCGGCUGCCAAGGUGUUGAAACGCGGCGAUGUGUUGAUGAAAUUCGACGGCGUCGACGUCGCUUCCGACGGCACCGUGGUUUUUAGAACGGGCGAGCGCAUUAACUUUUCUUAUUUAGUCUCUCGCAAGUACGUCGGCGAUAGUGCUGCGGUCACCGUCCUACGCGAUGGCAAGAUGAUGAAUUUCGACAUUUCGUUGACGCCGCACGACCGCCUCGUUCCGGUGCACAUCGAGGGCAAGCCUCCGUCGUAUUACAUUUGCGCGGGCAUCGUCUUCACCGUGGUGUGUGUGCCGUACUUGCGAUCGGAAUACGGUAAAGAUUACGAUUACGACGCUCCGCUGCGUUUACUGACGAAGAUGAUGCACGGGCACAAGGAGAAGCCAGACGAUCAAGUCGUCGUCGUGAGUCAAGUGCUCAACUCGGACAUCAACAUUGGCUAUGAAGACAUCGUCAACGUCGUCGUGUGCGGCGUGAACGGUAAAUCCGUGAGAAACUUGCGCGAACUCGUGAAAAUCGUCGAAGGCUGCAAGCACGAGUACUUGAAAAUCGAGCUCGAUCAAUCGAUACAAAUCGUGCUCGAGACCAAGGCGGCGAAAAAAUCCACGAAGGAAAUUUUACACACCCACUGCAUCCCGAACGCGUCGAGCGUGGACUUGCGCUGAGCGCGAGGCGAGCGCUUCAAAGACGACGAUGAUGAUUAGUAUCGACUAGCAC